This is a messenger RNA of Arachis ipaensis, 2399 nucleotides long. Its product is annotated as transmembrane 9 superfamily member 7. NCBI's taxonomy places the organism in Eukaryota, Viridiplantae, Streptophyta, Magnoliopsida, Fabales, Fabaceae. Gene Ontology annotation, cellular component: membrane. The record is from RefSeq and is a predicted model, not a curated record. Gene Ontology annotation, biological process: protein localization to membrane.
AUAGCGGUAAGAAGUAGUAGUGUAGCAGCACCUCAAUCCACUUGCUCUUCCUUGUUUGCCUUUCCUUUUCUUUUAUAUCUUUCGCAUCUGCAAUUUCUUUCACUCUCUCUUCUCUCUCUCUCUCUCUCUCUCUCUCUCACACACACACACUCUACUUGUGAGACACCACACACGAGACCCAAGCAAACAAGGGAACACAGAAAGAAGGAGAAGAAGAUGAUGGGCGUCUCCUCCGCCACCGUCUUCGUUGCUUCCGUCUUCCUCCUCCUCACCUUCUCCUCCGUUCACUCUUUCUACCUUCCCGGAGUCGCCCCGCGAGAUUUCCAAACCGGCGAUCCCCUCUAUGUAAAAGUGAACAAAUUAUCAUCCACAAAGACUCAACUUCCAUAUGAUUACUACUACCUGAAGUAUUGCAAACCUAAGGAGGUCGUGAACAGUGCAGAGAAUUUGGGUGAGGUCCUUCGUGGCGAUCGCAUUGAGAAUUCAGUAUAUACGUUUCAUAUGAGGAAGGAACAGUCUUGUACUGUUGUGUGUCGUGUAACUUUGGAUGCCGAUGCUGCUAAGAAUUUUAAAGAAAAAAUUGAUGAUGAAUACCGAGUAAACAUGAUUCUGGAUAACCUUCCAGUUGCUGUUCUCAGACAAAGGAGGGAUGGAAGUCAGUCAACAACAUAUGAACAUGGUUUUCGUGUUGGGUUCAAAGGAAACUAUCAAGGGAGCAAGGAGGAGAAAUAUUUCAUCAAUAACCACUUGAGUUUUAGAGUCAUGUAUCACAAGGAUUCCGAAACGGAUUCUGCUCGUAUUGUUGGAUUUGAGGUCACACCAAACAGUAUUAACCAUGAAUUCAAGGAGUGGAAUGACAAGAACCCACAGGUGACAACAUGCAAUAAAGACACCAAGAAUUUGAUGCAAGGUAGUACUGUCCCACAGGAAGUUGACACAAACAAGGAUGUUGUAUUCACAUAUGAUGUUACCUUUAAGGAAAGUGAGAUCAAAUGGGCAUCACGGUGGGACACAUAUCUUCUAAUGAAUGAUGAUCAGAUCCACUGGUUCUCCAUCAUUAACUCUCUGAUGAUUGUCCUUUUCCUUUCUGGAAUGGUGGCUAUGAUCAUGAUGAGAACUCUUUACAGAGAUAUUGCCAAUUAUAAUCAGCUAGAAACUCAAGAUGAGGCCCAAGAAGAAACAGGGUGGAAACUUGUCCAUGGAGAUGUUUUCAGGCCACCUGUCAAUUCAAAUUUGCUUUGUGUUUAUGUCGGUACUGGUGUUCAGCUAUUUGGAAUGUCACUUGUGACAAUGAUAUUUGCUUUGCUAGGUUUCUUGUCACCAUCUAACCGUGGAGGUCUCAUGACUGCAAUGGUUCUAUUGUGGGUUUUUAUGGGUUUAUUUGCUGGUUACUCCUCGGCACGUUUGUACAAGAUGUUCAAGGGCACAGAGUGGAAAAAGAAUACCUUGAAAACAGCAUUUAUGUUUCCAGGCAUUCUGUUUGGUGUCUUCUUUGUGCUAAAUGCCUUGAUUUGGGGAGAGCAGUCUUCUGGAGCAGUCCCUUUUGGAACCAUGUUUGCUUUGGUUUGCCUGUGGUUUGGUAUAUCAGUACCCUUGGUCUUUGUGGGUAGUUACUUGGGUUUCAAAAAGCCAGUAAUUGAAGACCCUGUGAAGACUAAUAAAAUUCCCAGGCAGGUACCUGAGCAGGCAUGGUAUAUGAAGCCCGUCUUCUCUAUUCUUAUUGGAGGCAUUCUGCCAUUUGGUGCUGUGUUCAUUGAGCUCUUCUUUAUCUUGACAUCAAUAUGGCUGAACCAGUUCUACUACAUCUUUGGAUUCCUGUUCAUAGUGUUUGUUAUCCUAUUAAUCACCUGUGCAGAGAUUACGAUUGUGCUUUGCUACUUCCAACUUUGCAGCGAAGACUACAAUUGGUGGUGGAGAUCUUACCUCACGGCUGGGUCCUCAGCUUUGUACCUUUUCCUCUACUCAAUUUUCUACUUCUUCACCAAAUUGGAUAUUACUAAACUGGUCUCGGGCAUCCUUUACUUUGGAUACAUGAUUAUCGUUUCAUACGCUUUCUUUGUGUUGACCGGAACUAUCGGCUUCUAUGCUUGUUUCUGGUUCGUCCGCAAGAUCUACUCUUCUGUGAAGAUUGACUAAAAUUACAAGCAUCGUAUAGUGUGGAUGAUUCAAGGUUGAGCACCGAACCUGAGGCUGUAGGACUUUGAAGCAAAUACAGCAGGGAAGUUCUUUUCCCCCUCCCCUGAAAACCCCCCUUUUUGUUUAUUGUUUAGUGUAGCAGUUGGACUGUUAAUUUGUUAAACCCGUUUCCAUAUAUUACUGUAGUUGCUUAAUCCAUGAGAGAUGUAUGCAUAUUUCUACAUGUCCAUGUCAUAGCAUAGUUAUAUGAUUUUCGAUCAGCA